GUUGAGCUGGUCUUGGGAGGACAGACAGGAUUUCAGUGCCAACAGCAAGACCGAUGCAGACUCUGUGUGAAAGAAGAGCUCUCUCUAUGAAAAAACCUUAACGAAAAUAAAGUCCACAGCCCUGGAGCCUUAUUGAAAAGCUGGUCAGUGCCAGUUGUGGAUGAGGAUGGGGAGGACCCCCUCAGGCCUGCCCCACUCUGGGGAAGAUCAUAGGAAUCUCUGAGGCUGUUUCUGGCUCCUUCGAACACUAGAAGCUUUUGGAUUAAGGGAUGUGCAGGAUUUGCAGCUUGUUUCUGUACUGUCUUAAAAACGAGGCUGACCGUCUCUUUCUGUCCUUCCAUCCAUUGAUCCAUCUUAAUUUCCUAUUGUUGCUGUACAAAUUACCACAAACUUAGUGGUUUAAAACAGUGCAAAUUUAUUCUCUCACAGUUCUGGAGGUCAGACGUCUGAGAUCAGCCUCAGUGGGCUAAAGUCAAGGUGUCAGCAAGCCUGUGUCACUCCUGGAGGCUCCGGGGAGAAUAUCUUUCCUGCCUUUGCCAGAUGCUAGAGGUGCCUGCAUUCUAGAGGGUAACCCCUCUCCCCAUCCUCAAAUCCCAUGGCCUCCCGUCUUUUAAUCCUGCCCGCUGCCUCCUUGACCUCCACUCCUUGAUCACAUCUCCUCCGACUCUGACCUGCCUCCCUCCUCCAAGGACACGUGUGAUCACAGGGGCCCACCCGGAUCAUCCAGGAUCAUCUCCUGGUUUCAAGGUCCUUAGCUUAAUCACAUAUGCAAAGUCCUCUUUGCCACGUAAGGUGGGGCAUUCAUGAGGUGGACAUGUGAGGAUCAGGACGGGGCCAUCUCCCAGGGCCAUUGUUCAGCCCACCAGGCUUGCUGCCUUUGUUUGGUGGUGCUUUAACUGUCUUCCCAUCAUGCUUGCUUCGUUUUCCUUGAAAACGUUGUGGCCAGUCUGUCUGAUGUCCUUUUACCCUCAGGCCUCAUGCGUUUAGAUAACUUGGUGAUGUCAGUGUUUGAGCCAAGACUUCUCCCCCAGAACUCUUGAUUCAUGAAGGUUUUGCAUGAGGUUUGCCUGCCCUCAUCCCUGCUAGGUUGAGCCCGCUAAACUCUGGGUCAGGAGAACGUUACGGGUCACAGCGGUGCUUUGUUCUAUUUAUUUUAUUAUCUCUACACCCAACGUGGGGCUCGAACUCAUGACGCACGACGCCGAGAUCAAGAGUCGCACAUCCUACAGACUGAGCCAGGAGGGCACCCCCAUAGCCGUGCUUUGAAGAGGUUGGCCUUAAGACAGCAGCAUUUUCCUGAAGACCCAGAACCGGCUGAGAGAAGGCUGCCAUGGCUGCCGUUGACAGCUUCUACCUCUUGUAUAGGGAGAUCGCCAGGUCAUGCAAUUGCUACAUGGAAGCUCUGGCCUUGGUCGGAGCCUGGUACACAGCCAGGAAGAGCAUCACUGUCAUCUGUGACUUCUACAGCCUGGUCAGACUGCAUUUCAUCCCACGCCUGGUGAGCAGAGCAGAUCUGAUCAAGCAGUAUGGAAGAUGGGCAGUCGUGAGUGGUGCGACCGAUGGGAUCGGCAGAGCAUACGCGGAAGAGCUAGCAAGCCGUGGUCUCAGUAUCAUCCUGAUUAGCCGCAAUCAAGACAAGCUGCAGAUGGUCGCUAAAGACAUAGCUAACACCUACAAAGUGGAAACCGAAGUUAUAGUUGCGGACUUCAGCCACGGCCGCGAGAUCUACGACCCUAUUCGAGAAGCCUUGAAGGACAAAGACAUUGGCAUCUUGGUGAAUCACGUAGGCGUGUUUUAUCCCUACCCCCAGUAUUUUACUCAGGUCUCCGAGGACAAACUCUGGGACAUCAUAAACGUAAACAUUGCUGCGGCUAGUUUGAUGGUCCAUAUAGUGUUACCAGGGAUGCUGGAGAGAAAGAAGGGUGCCAUUGUAACCAUCUCAUCCGGCUCCUGCUGCAAACCCACUCCCCAGCUGGCUGCGUAUUCUGCUUCUAAGGCUUAUUUAGACCACUUCAGCAGAGCACUGCAGUAUGAAUAUGCUUCUAAAGGAAUCUUUGUACAGAGUCUCAUCCCAUUCUACGUGGCCACCAACGUGACCACACCUGGCAGCUUUCUGCACAAGUGUCCGUGGUUGGUGCCUUCACCGAAAGUGUAUGCACAUCAUGCUGUUUCUACCCUUGGCAUUUCAAAAAGGACCACAGGAUACUGGUCCCAUUCUAUCCAGUUUCUUUUUGCACAGUAUAUGCCUGAAUGGCUCUGGGUGUGGGGAGCAAAUGUUCUCAAUCGUUCUUUACGUAAGGAGGCCUUAUCCUGCAAAGCAUGAAACUGCAUGAUGGUUUGGGAAGUUUUGCCACCUCUUGGGAACCUGCAGUAUUCUGACGUUUGGAAGGACACAUUUAAUUUAUCUUCUGUAUUUUCUUUUAUUACUGGUUUUAUUACUGGUUGAUUUAGCAUACUGUUGACUCAUCAUUUGCAAAGCACACAUAAUACUUUUAGAAAAUGCUGUGGAAAAACCACAAGGGCCGCAUCAUGUGGAUGGCACAGAGCACAUAGUGACUGAGGCACAAGAACCUAUUGAGGGAACCUAAAUUGUAAUGCUUUUCUUUUUUUUUCUCGAAGCUGUCUCAAAGCUGUGUGAUUUAUGUUGUUCUAGGAGCUAUAGCAAUCUGAUAUUAAAAUAUAAUGACUUGUCAGCUCUCGUAGUUUCCAAUGUUGUUUUUUAAGGGAAAUCAUUUUGGUACACGAAUUAUAGUAUUGGUUUUCAAAUGUUCAUCAGGAAAGACUUUGAAAGUGUUAUAAGUAAGAUCGCUGGUGUAAUUAGCAGUAGAAAUCCCUGUAUAUCCUAUUGUAUAGCUCUGUUUGACUCUGUAUGAAAAUGCUGCUCUUCAAGCGAUAUUUCACUAGAGAACCAUCUGUGUAUAUAUGUUGUGUACAUUCGGGCAACUUUAUUUAUGGGUAAGUUACUUUAAAAAAGAUGUCUUGCUAAGGUGGCUUAACGUGGAAACUUAACGGGGUCUUGAAAUUCUAGGUUACUCCUUUUCGCACUAAACAAGCCUACCCAAUUUUGUGCUAUAGGUUUGCCAUGUAUAAUAUCAUACAUUAUGUUGGUGGUUGUUUUUUUUUUAUCUGUGGAAUUGAUUCAUUCUUUCUUAGAUUUGAACCUAUAAUGGUUGACCCUCAGUUAUCUCUUGAUUUAUAAUUAUUGUGGAUAAGUAGUGAUUUCUCAGCCUAUGACCCAUUUUAUAACUGAAAUUUAGCCCUUUAGAGCUUGUUAUAUCUGGUUUUCAUACACUUUUCUAUGUAAUAUUCUCUUAUAGUAGCAUUAUUGGAGUAAACAUCAAUUACUUACGGAAUAGUGGUUAAAAUACGGACAAAUUAUGUGUGUGAUAUAUAGUAAUGUGUUAAAAUAAGUUAGAAGCUCAUUCUUGGUUCGUGUAACAAAUUUACGCAUUGCAGUGAACGCUUUUGUUGGUGUGACGAUCAUUGUGCGCAACCCCCCGUGAUAGGGGUUAGCUUUGACACCUACUGUGAAAUAAAUGUUUUUUGGCUUGGAUCUUAUAAAGCCAGACAUUUUGGGGGACCACUCUCUAGUGCUUCAGCAACUGUAAAUCACUAUAUGAACGUGACAAUGUAUGCAAGUUAAGAAUUUGGAGUUUAUUACUGUGACACUGAUGCAGAAACUAGUAAAUUGGCUGAAAUCAGGACUUGUAUGGAGCUGUUUUCAUCUGAGAUGGUAUUCCACUAGGAGUUAGGCCUGGCCAUGCCUUUACGGUGCACCCACAGUUUUGUCAGUGCCGUUGCCUCACUGUUUCCAGAUCGGACUUGGACUCGGAAGAUCAGUGGUUGAGUUCAGAAGCUCUUCCAGGUAUAGACCAGGCCUUCAUUACACCAAAGAAGACCUUCAGAUAUGAAAACUUGCUAGCGGUGUUACACAGCACGGAAGGUGUUGAUGGAGUCUGCUUGGAAGCCUUCGUUUUGUCACAUUUGGCUAUUUUCCCUCACCUAACAAUUAACUUAUGGUCAUUAAGACUAGAGAAAAUUUGACUUCCUGCCACAUCAACCUGAAUUUUACUGACAUGUAGUAAGAAGCAGCAACUGUAUGUAAAAGCACCAUAUUUCUAUCUCGGGAGUUACGUGGCACAGCAGUGUUUCUAUUUAUAGGUUACGGACUGAGUCACUGCCAAAUGAUGAGAAAAAGUAAAUCAUGUCAGUGAUAUUUGCAAAUUCUCUACUUGGCAGGACCUGUGUAAGUAAGCUGACGGGUGCAAAGCUAGUGAAAGAUCAAAACCAAGAAUCUUCCUUAGGUUUCCCCUUUGAUGAAAUACUUUUUCCCAGGGCUCAUCUGAGAAUCAUCAUUGGGCCACUGUAGAUGGGGUUUCUUACUAAGAAUGUGGAAAAUGAAGAACCUUUGAAACAACCUGUAAACUGAAAAUUUAACAAGAAAAACUGCUUCUGCUUCCUGUGGGAGAGGUUUUGCUCCAUGUAUUUGUAUUUGGAAUGAGAGAGAGAGCUUUUUCCCCAUAGAAACAGUUACUUUAAAAUUAAUUUAAUCUAUGAACACUUAUGGUACUAAUUCCUUAAAAGCUGGUAAUUCAGCAAGAAAAUUGUGCAUAACCAUGUGUCUAUUAAGUCUUUUGAAAUAGACUAAGUAGAUUUCUUGAUCUCAUUCUCCUGAGAGGUUGAGUAAAUAGUUGAAGGUAGAUUUUGAUCGACUUUGGCAACGUGGAGAUCACUGCUGGUUUUGCCACGAGCCAUUUUUGUCGCAUGGUGGGGAUGAAGGGUAGAUUGUAGUGGGUUCAAAAGAGUAGAAAGAGAAAGGGAGACAGCAAGGAGAGAGCGCUUUUGAGGAGUCUCGCUGUUUUAAUGUCUGUUACUCAAAAUCGUACCACAUUUGGGAACCAGGGGGUUUAGGUGGUGUCGUCUGUCUUGACAUCGUGUGCCCUCCUAAACCAAGUCCAGUCUGUUUGUGUGUCUGUCUCACUGCUGGCUCGGCUGUUACUCUUUAAAAUCGUAUUCAGUUUGAAUAAAGAUAUACCUUCCCGUGGAA
Molecule: messenger RNA, 5047 nt
Organism: Mirounga angustirostris (Northern elephant seal)
Lineage: Eukaryota; Metazoa; Chordata; Mammalia; Carnivora; Phocidae
Gene: HSDL1
Product: hydroxysteroid dehydrogenase like 1
Exons: 6
Coding region: 1331-2323 (330 amino acids)
Cellular component (GO): mitochondrion
Molecular function (GO): oxidoreductase activity
Source: RefSeq, a predicted model, not a curated record